Molecule: messenger RNA, 2180 nt
Organism: Sus scrofa (pig)
Lineage: Eukaryota; Metazoa; Chordata; Mammalia; Artiodactyla; Suidae
Gene: CENPU
Product: centromere protein U
Cellular component (GO): nucleus
Source: RefSeq, a predicted model, not a curated record
CUCCCGCCCCCAAGGGCGGGCCCUGGCGGCUCUGACUCUUUGGAACUUAGGAAAAAGGGCGAGGCACGUGGGUGAGAGGAAAAACCCGACAAAUGUUUGGCGUAUCAUGCACUGUCAGCAACUGGUUUUAAAGCCUGGACUCCAAAUCCGCUCUAGCGCAGUACCAGACCGGGUUUUUUCUAGCGCUCUAGGACGGGGAAGAGCCCUAGCCCGCCUGUGUGUAAGACCGGGCGCGGGGCGGGAGGCGUGCCCGCGUGCUCGGCCCCGAUUGGCCGCUGGGAGCAGCGCGGGGUUUGGCGGGAGCUUCAGGAGCUGCGCGGGCGCAGGGAGCUGUGGGCCGUGAUGGCCCAGCCGGGACGAGUAACGCGCUCAGGUGCAAGAUAUUCAGAGAACACUGUAGGAAGAACACAGUCCAUGAAAGAUAAACCUGGCCGAAAGCACAAGCCUACUGAUGUAUUUGAUUUUCCUGAUAAUUCUGAUAUCUCAAGCAUCAGCAGACUGGGCGAAAAUGAGAAAGAUGAAGAACCCUAUGAAACCUUUGACCCUCCUUUACACAGCACUGCAAUCUAUGCUGACGAAGAAGAAUUCUCCAGACACGUCGGGCCAUCUCUCCCCUCAACGCCUCAAGGAAAAGAAGCGAGAAGCAGUUCAGACACGUCUGAAAUUGAAGAAAGUGAAAAUGAGUCUGUGAAAAUUAGUGCAAAGAAGCCAGGAAGAAAACUUAAGCCCAUUAGUGAUGAAUCUGAAAGCACUGAAGAAAGUGAUGUAAGAAGAAAAAUUAAACCAGCAGAGAAUAUAAGCACACAACAGCAUGAAGCUGUUGCAGCAACGGCAUCUUCAGAACUUUCCGAGAAACCAGCUGAAUCAGUUCCUCCUAAAAAGACAGCACCCCUGAAUGAUGAGUCCUCUGUUGAAAAAGAGAUUCUGAAAACUCAGAGAAAGGAGAAGAUGUCUCAUGGCAAAAGGAAGAAAUCAAGAAAUGAAGCCAAAGACUUGGAUACUUCUGACUGUGUACCUAUUUGGUGUUUAAAAGAAAAGAAAACCAGUGACAUCGUGGACUUAGAUGUUGUUUUGUCUGCAUUUGAGAACAUCAUCCUAGAGUAUAAACAAAAAAUAGAUUCUAGAAUUUGUAAGGAAGCUAUCAACAAAUUUCAUUCUAAUUUGAAAGAACAACUCAUCAAAAUGCUUAAAGAAGUCCAGAUGCUGCAAACUCUCAAAAGGAAGAAGGCUAAGAUGAUUUCAGAUAUCGAAAAGAAACGGCAGCGUUUGAUUGAAGUCCAGGAUGAACUGCUUCGGUUAGAACCAGAGCUGCAACAACUACAAAUAAAGUAUGAUGAACUUAAGGAGAGAAAAUCUUCCCUUAAGAAUGCAGCAUAUUUCUUGUCCAAUUUAAAACAGCUUCAUCAAGAUUAUUCAGAUAUUCAAGAGAAAGAACCAAAUGCAAAGGAAAUGUAUGAUUCAUCUAGCCUUCCAGCUCUGCUAUUCAAAGCAAGACCUCUUUUGGGAACUGAAAACCAUCUGCAAAAUAGCAACUAUCAAUUGGAAAAGCUCCUUGACCAGAAAUGAACCAGUUUACUAAAGUGUACACAUACAAAGAUUAGUCUCAAGCUACUGCCUGUUACCUUCUGAAACUGUACUUUUUAAUUAAUAACCAAAAAGGGAGAUAAUGGAUUUUUCCAACGUAUUUUUCCACAAAGAAAAUUGGGAGGAAAAAAACCUAAAUUUUCAGUUGAAAAUUUUUUUAUUGUUAUAGCAAUAUUCUCAGAUACAUUAAAAAAUAAACUUGUCUCAUUGGUCAAGCUGGCUGUAUGGUUUCACCACCAAAAUUUAAUUUUACUUUGUCACUCUCACAGAGGAACAGAUCAGUGAUUGCCAAGGGGGAGUAGGGGACGGAUGAACUGGGAAUAGCAAAUGUAAACAAUUAUAUACAGAAGGGAUAAACAGUAAGGUCUUGCUGAUCUGUAACAAGCCGUAAUGGAAAAGAAUAUGAAAAAAUAUAUCACUCAGUCACUUUGCAGUAUACCAGAAACAUUAUAAAUCAUUUAUACUUCAAUGAAAAAAAUGUUACUAAAAAUUAGGACAGUUAGUUUUAGAGGUCCUAAUUUUCUGGUUAAUAUCAAGUAAUGAGUUAAAAUGUUGAUACCUAAUCAGCCCAAGACAUACACAUGUUUUACCCUACA